Tyto alba (common barn owl) is the source of this 1905-nucleotide messenger RNA. RefSeq names its product interactor of HORMAD1 1 (gene IHO1). Bases 1 to 1905 code for a protein of 634 amino acids. The transcript has 8 exons. The record is from RefSeq and is a predicted model, not a curated record. Gene Ontology annotation, cellular component: condensed nuclear chromosome. Gene Ontology annotation, biological process: DNA recombination; homologous chromosome pairing at meiosis; meiotic DNA double-strand break formation. NCBI's taxonomy places the organism in Eukaryota, Metazoa, Chordata, Aves, Strigiformes, Tytonidae.
AUGAAUUUUAACGUCUGGAAUAUCAAGGAGAUGUUGAGCACACCAACAGCCAUCGGGCCUAAUAAGUUUUCCAUCCGGAGCAGUGCUCCUAGCGACUACUCGAGUUUGAGCGACUCUCAGCUGCUCUUUGGCUCCCAGUUCUGCCCAGAGAACGUGCAGUCGGCAGCAGCGCCACUGGAGCUGGGCACGCCGCUGGGACAACACAACUCCCAGGAUAGCGAGCCCAGUAUUUUUACCAAAUACCAGACAAAACCACAGUUAUUUGAUGAAGAUACAAAAGAAAAAGGUUCACUUAAUUUUGGCGCAGGAAGAGUAAAAAGUGUCUUGGAAAACUAUGAAGUGAAUAAGAACAAAAUAAAGGACAAAUAUGAUCGUGAGGUUUUAAGCACCUUUAUUUCCAGUAUCAAAGUCAGGCUUCAAGGGUUGCAAGCAUGCUUAGACAACUUUGGAGAAAUGUUAAAUUCAAGAAACAAAUCCAUUUUGGUUCAUCUAGAAACCAUUUCCAAGACAUUGCAAGAUGCUCUUCAAAGUCACUGUGGCUCGGUGUUGAAAGCUCUGACAGACAAAAGCCAAAUGGAGCAGACACUGCUGGAGAUGGAGAGGAGACUUGCAGCCAAAGAUGUGGAGAUUUUGGAUGUGAAAUCCAGUGUCCAGGUGCUGAAGGAGGGCCUGGAGUCGCUGCCAGCUCAGCUGAACGAUCAGCACCUGAAGCUGUGUGAAGAACUAGGCUUCCUGAAGCUCCCUAACGCCUUAGCUGAGCUGCACACGCUCAUUUCUAGUGCCCGACUGCCCCCUCGCAUGGCAGAUAACUCUUCCCAGACCUCCCCUGGCCCAUGCCAGGGCUGCGUUCUGGGUGAGGAGACCACGCGCUGGCCGUGCUGCCGAGGCUGGGGGGUCUGCAGCUCCUCAGGUCGGUCUCAGCCCCCCUGCAUGACAGUGGGGGGGCAGCACGGAGACUCCCCUGGGAGGAUCCGGGUCACUGGGGAUGGCACAUCUAAGGGUGACCUAAACACAGCUUCAGGAGGGAAAGUCAGCCCCAUUGCUACAGCGGUGACAGGCGGUUUGGAAACACAGAGCUGUGCUAACCAUCUUUGCAUGUGCUGCACUAACAGUCACUUUUGGGGGGCUAGUCAGAAGAAACACUGUUCUUCACCACAGGAGGUGCCUCUAUCAACUCCCCUGAGGAAGGCGGUCAGGAGGAGCGCUCAAGGAUUUGAACCCAUGACAGUGUCACAGCAAAGGCAGCCUCAAGUUUGCUGCCUUUCUGCACAAAAAGAUAUGCAUGGGCAAAAAGACAGUAACGGGGUGGCAGACCGUGAGCUGGAGAAUGCAGCUGUAGGGUACAAAGCAAAACAGAGGCCAGAAAGGAUCCCCUGGAAUAAAGCAAUGGGGAGGAAGAAAACAUGCCCUACCGCAAAAAAAGGUGAGCUCUCUCGAUGUGCUGACAGUGGGAAGAAGCAAAGGAAGGCAAACAGGAUUAUUGAGUUGGAAAGCUCCAGAAAAAAUUGCUUUCCCAGACACAUGGUUGCUCCCAAUUUAGGAAGCUCUAACCCAGUUAUUGCAGCUCCCAAACAGCAAAUCCUCAGCAGCUCUCAGCCGAGGCUUACAAAGAAUUCCCCACCAGUGCCAUGCUCCAAUAAAAGCCUGAAACAAUGUCCAGACAAAAGAAAGAGAAGUUUGGAAAUUAAAAAAAGAGCUAAUGUUUCCAGUGUAAAAAGGAUUAUUGGGGAUUCCUCUCCCCAAGAGAAUAUAUUUUCCCUGUGCAGCGCAACAGGUGAAAAACAGAUGAGCUGCUUCAGUCUCAGAAGCCCUGCAGCCUCCAAGAAACUACGUCCUGCCAAUACACUGGCUCAGCAGAAUACAGCCUGUUGCUCUUUAGUUUUUGAUAGUGAUUAUUCCGAUUGA